UCAGUCUCCAAACGGAGCCUCCACAAAACAAAUUGAAAGGCCAGGGCUCGCCUCCGAAUACCAAAGUGAUGAGUUUCAGAUAAACAAACAAACAAACAAAACUAAACCAAUUCACACUCUCGGCUCCAAAAAUGGAGUCAAUAAUUUCUUUAUCAACAACGACGAAAACGAUCACUCUCUUCUCCAUUUCCAAAGCUCUCAAUCGCCACUUCUUCCUAACCGUUCCACCUAGUCGACCUCUUCUCACGCGCCGACUCUCUUCGGUUUGUACCAAAUCGCUGCCGUUUGUUUCGUCUUCAACUUCUCUGAGGCGGAGCUUAUGCGGCGUGCUUCCGCAGCGGACGCGGCUCCGUGUGGAGUGCCUGUCAAGCUCCGCGGCGUCGUUUGGGACCGCGGGUGGAAGUGGAAAUGUUGGCGGCGGUGACGGCGGCGGAGGAGGAGGAGGAGGAGAAUCGGAGGCUGGAGAUUCAAAGUCGGAAUUAGGUGGUGGAGGUGGUGAAGAGGUCUCGGCUGUGUCUUCUGAUGUGAUUAUACUUGAUGUUGGAGGAAUGACAUGCGGGGGAUGUGCGUCGAGUGUCAAGAGAAUACUAGAGAGUCAACCACAAGUGUCAUCUGCUAGUGUCAAUCUCACAACAGAGACGGCAAUAGUAUGGCCUGUAUCUGAAGCCAAGGUUGUACCAAACUGGAAAAAAGAGUUAGGAGAGGCUCUUGCAAAACAUUUGACCAGUUGUGGGUUUAUGUCUAACCUUCGCGAUUCUGGGAGUGAUAAUUUUUUCAGAGUAUUUGAAAGAAAGAUGAAUGAGAAGCAUAGUCGCUUGAAAGAAAGUGGCCGUGAGCUUGCUGUCUCCUGGGCUUUAUGUGCUGUCUGCCUUGUUGGCCAUCUCUCCCAUGUCUUAGGAGCUAAGGCUUCUUGGGUCCAUGCAUUUCAUUCCACAGGAUUCCAUCUGUCCUUGUGUUUGUUUACAUUGCUUGGUCCUGGACGUAAACUUAUUCUUGAUGGUGUGAAAAGCCUCUUUAAGGGGGCUCCAAACAUGAAUACAUUAGUUGGUCUUGGGGCUUUAUCCUCAUUUGCUGUUAGUUCACUGGCCGCCUUGAUUCCAAAAUUGGGUUGGAAGGCAUUCUUUGAGGAACCAAUUAUGUUGAUAGCAUUUGUCUUGUUGGGAAGGAAUCUUGAACAGAGAGCUAAGAUUAAAGCAACCAGUGAUAUGACAGGACUCCUUAGUAUAUUGCCUUCAAAAGCUCGUCUUCUGGUUGAUAAUGAUGUAAAAGAGUUGGGAUCAAUUGUUGAAGUUCCUUGUAACACUCUACAUGUUGGUGAUCAAAUUGUUGUACUUCCUGGGGAUCGUGUUCCAGCAGAUGGAAUAGUCAGAGCUGGUAGAAGCAUCAUUGAUGAGUCAAGUUUUACUGGGGAGCCAUUGCCUGUGACUAAAUUACCAGGGAGUCAAGUUGCCGCUGGAAGUAUAAACCUUAAUGGAACCCUUACAGUUGAAGUGCGGAGAUCAGGUGGUGAGACUGCAAUGGGAGAUAUUGUUCGUUUGGUGGAAGAAGCUCAGAGUCAGGAAGCUCCUGUACAGCAGUUGGCUGACAAGGUGUCUGGGCACUUCACUUAUGGAGUAAUGGCACUUUCAGCUGCAACAUUUAUGUUUUGGAACUUGUUUGGUGCACAUAUUCUGCCGGCUGCUAUUCAUCAUGGAAGUUCUGUUUCGUUGGCCCUACAACUUUCUUGUAGCGUUCUGGUAAUUGCUUGUCCAUGUGCCCUUGGCUUAGCCACACCUACAGCUAUGCUGGUUGGAACCUCAUUAGGGGCAAGAAGAGGAUUGCUUUUGCGUGGCGGAAAUAUUUUAGAGAAGUUUUCCAUGGUGAAUACGAUUGUGUUUGACAAAACAGGGACCCUUACAAUUGGUAGACCUGUAGUGACAAAGGUUGUCACUUCUGGAAGCCCAAAAAGUACUGAUCCCAGGAAAUAUUCUACUCAUACUUGGUCAGACAUUGAGGUUUUGAAGUUAGCUGCUGGCGUUGAAGCAAACACAGUUCAUCCAAUUGGUAAAGCAAUUGUUGAAGCUGCUCAGGCUGCUCACUGUCAAAAUCUAAAGGUGGUAGAUGGAACAUUUAGUGAAGAACCUGGGUCAGGCACAAUAGCUAUUAUUGAGAACAGAAAGGUGUCUGUUGGGACAAUAGACUGGGUUUGCAGGCAUGGAGUUGAUGUAAGUUCAUUUCAAGAAGUGGACAUGGAGGAUUUGAACAAUCAAUCUGUUGUAUACGUUGGAGUUGAUAAUACCCUUGCAGGUUGUAUUUAUGUUGAGGAUCAGAUCAGGGAGGAUGCAGAAUUUGUUGUCGAAUCUUUGUCUAGGCAAGGAAUUGGUGUAUACAUGCUAUCUGGAGACCAAAAAAGUGCUGCUGAAUAUGUUGCAUCUCUUGUUGGUAUUCCAAAAGAGAGGGUGCUGUCUGGAGCUAAACCAGCUGAGAAGAAGAGGUUCAUAAAUGAACUUCAGAAGGAUCAAAACAUUGUAGCCAUGGUUGGUGAUGGAAUCAAUGAUGCAGCAGCUUUGGCUUCAUCACAUAUUGGAGUUGCCAUGGGUGGGUGUGUUGGAGCUGCUAGUGAAGUGUCUUCUGUUGUAUUAAUGGGAAACAAACUAUCUCAGUUGCUUGACGCUUUGGAGCUGAGCAGGCUAACCAUGAAGACUGUGAAGCAAAACUUGUGGUGGGCCUUUGCAUAUAACAUUGUUGGAAUUCCAAUUGCUGCUGGAAUGUUACUUCCAGUAACCGGGACCAUACUGACUCCAUCAAUUGCUGGAGCCCUUAUGGGUUUGAGUUCCAUCGGCGUGAUGGCAAAUUCCCUUCUUCUGAGAUUUAUAUUCUCCUCAAAACAGAAACAAAUUUCUGGAGCCGCCCCUCACAUCAAAAUUAACGUGGAUUAUGAUCAACUUUUGGACUCGAAAGAGAAAAUGAAGUACCCUAUUUCUGAUGGUAAAUGGAGACAGAAACGAUAAUCGCACAAGAGAUGAGAUCAACCUUUCUUAUUUGGUUGGUAGAGUCUAACCUCAGUUUCAUUUGCAAUACUUCAAAGGAUGAGUAGCAUGGUGCUUUUGUGCAUACAUUUAUUGUCCUCUACAAAAGAGGUUUAAGUGUUGCAUUUUUCUCGAAGUAUA
This is a messenger RNA of Pistacia vera, 3149 nucleotides long. Its product is annotated as copper-transporting ATPase PAA1, chloroplastic. Gene Ontology annotation, molecular function: ATP binding; copper ion binding; P-type divalent copper transporter activity. The record is from RefSeq and is a predicted model, not a curated record. Gene Ontology annotation, cellular component: membrane. NCBI's taxonomy places the organism in Eukaryota, Viridiplantae, Streptophyta, Magnoliopsida, Sapindales, Anacardiaceae. The transcript is spliced from 17 exons. Gene Ontology annotation, biological process: monoatomic cation transport; copper ion homeostasis. The coding region runs from base 132 to 2990 and encodes 952 amino acids.